Messenger RNA from Scleropages formosus (Asian bonytongue), 2645 nucleotides. It is a transcript of the gene tom1, whose product is annotated as target of myb1 membrane trafficking protein. The transcript is spliced from 16 exons. NCBI's taxonomy places the organism in Eukaryota, Metazoa, Chordata, Actinopteri, Osteoglossiformes, Osteoglossidae. Gene Ontology annotation, biological process: signal transduction. Gene Ontology annotation, cellular component: membrane; endosome. Gene Ontology annotation, molecular function: clathrin binding; ubiquitin binding; phosphatidylinositol binding. The coding region runs from base 94 to 1608 and encodes 504 amino acids. The record is from RefSeq and is a predicted model, not a curated record.
GCACAAGCCGGACGCGCGCAUCCGUCCGCAGCCGAUCGCCGGCGAGCUUCCCGGGGCGGAAAGGAGACGAAGGGGAGAGAGUUGCGGGGCGAUAUGGAGCUUCUGAUCGGCAGCCCGUUUGACAGCCCGGUGGGGCAGCGAAUCGAACAAGCUACGAACUCCACCCUCGAGUCUGAGGACUGGGCUUUAAACAUGGAGAUCUGCGACAUCGUCAAUGAAACCGAAGAGGGACCUAAGGAUGCCGUGAAAGCGAUAAAGAAAAGGAUUGUGGGUAACAAGAAUUUCAAAGAAGUCAUGCUGACACUGACGGUGCUGGAGGCAUGUGUGAAGAAUUGCGGACACAGGUUUCACGUGCUGGUGUCCGCGCGAGAGUUUGUGGAGGGGGUAUUAGUUCAGGCCGUAAUGCCCAAGAACAACCCGCCAAUGGUGGUGCACGACAGGGUUCUGGCCCUCAUACAGGCGUGGGCCGACGCCUUCCGCAGUUCCGCGUCUCUGACGGGUGUGGUCUCCGUGUAUGAGGACCUGAGGCGGAAAGGGGUGAAGUUUCCCAUGAGCACCUUGAACAGCGCAUCCCCGAUUCACACCCCGCAUAGGACCGUUCCGGAAGGCAGAUCAUCUGUCUCUGUGUCUGCUGCGGCCCCGGAUCCCCGCGAUGCCCCCGUGUCACCCCGGCAUCCUAUUUCACCGUCCAGAAAAGAGGGUUCCCUUCCGUUCUCUCCUGAUCAGGUGGAACUGUUGAGAGCUGAUCUGGAAGUGGUUCGGGGGAACAUGGCGCUGAUGUCGGAAAUGAUGAACCAGCUGGAACCGGGUCGGGUCCAGCCAUCAGACACCGAGCUGCUGCAGCAGCUGUACUCGGUGUGCCUGAACAUGCAGGGCCGUUUGCUGAAGCUCAUCCCCGUAGCCAGUGACGAGAAGCUGAUGGAAGAGCUGCUGGUGCUCAAUGACGAGCUAAACGGUGCCUUUGCCCGCUACAAUGGCUUCCAGAGACGUCUCAGCGGACAGAGUCCUGCUGAACAAACCCCUUCAGCUACCUACACCAACCUUGUGGACCUCGGUCCUGUACCCCAAGCUUUGCAUCAGCAGGAACACGCUGCUGUUUCCACCCAGCAGCUCGAAGGACGGUCGGCCAUCAGCAUGCUUUCCCACCAAAUGACCAGCCUUAGUGCCGGGCACGAUGACGGGCGUGCCGUGUUUACUCAGGCCGGGAAUGGCUCGUUGCCCAAACGCACCGAGAGUGUGCGGUACAUAGUCCCAGACGAACGGACUGGGGAGAGGUUGGCCGAAGGUCUGGACAGCGCUGUGCGAAAUUCUGGAGCGGACGAUACCCAAGAGUCCACAGUCCUCGGGUCCUCCCCUAACUUUGACUGGAUGGUGGCGAAGGGAAUGAUUCCUGUAAGUCAAGCAAAUGCUAUGGAAGACAUUGAGAAGUGGCUUGCUGACAAUGUGGAGGAAUGUACAACUGACAAUGAGGGCGUGACCAGUGAAGAGUUUGACAGGUUUCUGGAGGAGAGAGCAAAGGCUGGGGAGCGCCUCCCGCCCCUCAGCGGGGCCGUGCUGGACACGGGGCGCCCUCAGCAACAGCCGCACGACCAGCUUUUCACACGCUGACUGAGCGAUUGUGAGAAGUGUGGCAGGGCAAGAGGCGAAAACAGGGCGGCAACAAUAUAUUCAACUAUAUAACCAACAAUAUAUUCGCAAACGCAGACAUAUACUGAGCAGUUAGCGGACACCUGCACAUUUAAAAAAAAAAAGAAUCAUUUUGUUUGUUCAACGAUGGCCAGAGUUGUUUUGAAGACUUAUAACCGUUUCUAAGCUAAUAAACUCACCAAUAACAAAAGAGUGCAGAGAGUCCUAAAGAAUAACAUUAAAACUGGAUCACUAUGAAAUUCAGACAGCUCAAUAGAGUAAAAUUGGGGAAAUAAAAAGGUCAGUCAAUUGUUGGAAAAAACACUGCCGCCUCCCGAUGUGCAAAAGGAAUAAAAAGUUAAAUUUGAAUACUGUACUGUAGUACUCAGUCUUUUCCACAAGAAGGCGGAAUGGUGAAAGAAAAAUAUUCUACUAGGUUGUUUUUUAUGUGAACGAAGGUAUUUCUGAAUAGGGAUUUGCACUAUUGUUUUGACUGCUGCAUUUAUAGCUAUUCUUUAGUUAUUCUGAUUUUAUCAAGUGAAGGUUUGAUUUUCUAUUUUAUAAUAAGCCUGGAGUUACACGAAUAAGUCUGUGAGAUGAUAAUAUGCCACAAAAAUCACUUUAUGUGUGCUACAUUUCCGCAAAAUUAUGUACGUUGUUAUUUGAAAGUCCUUAUUAUGGGAAAUGAAUCUAUUUAUUGAGUACUGAAUAUAUUAAUCCACUAAAUUGAGGUUAGUCAGGCGUAUUAUUAUUUUAUGCAUUUGUAGUAUGUAAAUUAUUUUUCUGACUGUAAAAGUGUUUAAUAUUAACCGCGUCACUGCUGUUUUCCAAUGAUGAUUAAACUUGAAAUUAAAUUAAAAAUUAAAUUGUGAUGUUUAUUCUUUAGAAAUGGAUGCGCAUGACCAAAAAGUCGGUGUAUUUCUACAGGGACUUCAUUCAUGAUGGUGAAACUAUGGAGGCAAUACGGUAUUUUCUGCUACUGUGUCAUCUAGUUUACGCCUCCACAAUCGUAGGGGGGG